Molecule: messenger RNA, 2724 nt
Organism: Rhodamnia argentea
Lineage: Eukaryota; Viridiplantae; Streptophyta; Magnoliopsida; Myrtales; Myrtaceae
Product: E3 ubiquitin-protein ligase CCNB1IP1 homolog
Exons: 8
Coding region: 1293-2177 (294 amino acids)
Biological process (GO): chiasma assembly
Source: RefSeq, a predicted model, not a curated record
AAAAUGUGAUUUUCUCCCUCUCCCUCGCUUCUUCAGAAUCCGUCUUUUGCCGCCAUAUUUCGCAAGAUACGCCCACCGCGUCAUUCGCAGUGACGACAUCACGCAGCAGCGCACAAGCCAAAGAAGGGUUCUUCGAGUUCGGAUUUCUUCGCGACUCUCGGUCGCAUUCGCUCGCUCUUUGAAUCAUUGGCCGCCCUGGUUAGCUCUCGCAUCUCCCAGCCAGCUCGAUCGACGCGGCGUUUCAAGGUGAGGACGUUCGUAACAGAUUUAGCUUAUCCGACGUCAGUUUGCCUCGCGAGAACUUCCGAGUUUCGGUUCUCGUUCGUCUCUCUCUCUCUCUCUCUCUCUCUCUCUCUGGAGCAUUCCGUUGCUUUGGAAUCUGCAACGUUUGAUUGGAUUUCUGGUUUGGGAGUUCCAUUUUAGGGAUCGCUAGUUUCUAAGUGAGUUGGCGAAGAUCGACUCUCGAGGAAACGUAGAGUUUGGCAUGAAUUUUCCAGGUAGUUUUCGACCUUAUUUGUGAGUCCUGAGCAUGGAAUUAGGAGGAAUUGAUGUUGUUCCGGAUCUACUGCUUUCCUAUUGAUGAUUCGGUGAAUGUUGAAUUCACCGGCUAUGGUGUCGGUUGUCUUCCCUGUUGUUUUCACUCUUUUACUUGUUCUCAGCUCUUGGUCUCGGUGCUUUCCGGGGUUAGAAUGUUGUUCUCGCUCGAACCUCAGCUUCAAACCAUGUCUGAAAAUGAGUGUGGUUGUGGACUUCGAAAAUAAACUGAUCCAAUUGCCUAUAUGAACGGAUUCACCCUCUCACAAUAGCCGAUACUCUUUUUACCUAUGCUUGCUUUUCAUUGGAGGAAUGCCCUAUGACCUUCAUAGGAAAUAAAAUGUGUAAGUCUGCAUCUUUUGGAAGUUCUGAGAUUUGAAUUACCUUGACAUAGCAAAUAUGCGUUAACUUAGUGUAUUGUGAUUACGUUUGGCUUCUCUGAUUAACUAAUUGUUCCUGUCUCCUUCAACAAGGGAAGAAACAAAAAUUAAAUUGAUAUAUAUAUAUAUAUGCCUCCGUGUGUUCCUUUUAUACAAUGCAAGUUGGCCUCGUGGUGUUGAAAUCCUGAAUCUGAAAUAACCUGUUUCCCAUGCAUACACGUGGUUACCGCCGCCAUGGCCACUACCGGGUAUAAUGUCGAGGUUUGUGCAGAGGAAUUCUCAAUUUAGGAUAUUAACUUGCAUAAAUCCUCUUCUCAGAUGUUUGGUUACAAAGUUGAGAUAGAAACAUGUAGCUGAAGGUAUCUUCUGAUUGCUGAAAUGAGAUGCAACGCGUGCUGGCGAGAAUUGGAAGGACGAGCUGUUUCCACCACCUGUGGUCACCUUUUGUGCAAUGAAGAUGCUGCCAAGAUUCUAAACAAUGAUGCAGCAUGUCCCAUUUGCGACCAAGUGCUCUCUAAGAGUCUCAUGAAACCUGUGGAUAUAAAUCCGAAUGAUGAAUGGAUCAAUAUGGCUAUGGCUGGAAUGUCUCCGCAGAUACUCAUGAAGAGUGCAUACCGUAGUGUGAUGUUCUUUGUCGGACAAAAGGAAUUGGAGAUGCAGUUUAAAAUGAAUAGAAUAGUGGCUCAGUGCCGGCAGAAAUGUGAAGUCAUGCAAGAGAAAUUCACAGAAAAACUGGAACAAGUACAUGCUGCAUAUCAAAAAAUGGCCAAGCGGUGUCAGAUGAUGGAACAAGAGAUUGAGAGCCUCUCCAAAGAUAAGCAAGAGCUUCAAGAGAAGUUCUCAGAGAAAUCAAGGCAAAAGAGAAAGCUAGAUGACAUGUAUGAUCGACUAAGGAGUGAGUAUGAGUCGAUGAAACGAUCUGCAAUCCAACCUGCAAGCAAUUUUUAUCCAAGAAGUGAACCUGACUUGUUUUCAGCCCCAACUAACAUGAUGAAUGAUCCUGACCACAUGCGUAAAGGGCAAAGAGAGGAUGUAUGGCCAGCAAGGCAGAAUAGUUCAACCUCUGGUCCUUUUAAUAUCUCUGGGGGCUCACCUGCAAAACACCCAACCAUUCCAGUUGACACCAACAGCAGAAGGGUUGGUGGGGACCCUGUUUUUGGAGGCGGUACUGCCAACCCCUCAAUGACAUUAAGGAACCUCAUACUCUCCCCCAUAAAGAGGCCUCAGCUCUCCCGCAAUCGGACUCAAAUGUUUACGUUAUAGCCUAUAGAAGCAAAAACCUUAAUCAUUGGAUUCCAAAGGGGUUAAUAAGAACUCACAUGAGAUUACUGUGGGUUGUUGAAGUGGCAGCUAGUGACAAGUACAGAGAUGGAAAGAGCACUUCAUCUAUUAGCAUUUUUGGAGUAGCUAGGCAGCACUGUGAAGUCGGGAUUUUGAGCGCACAUUGGCAAUCGUGACUGGUAAAAUGCUAAAAAUAGAACAGCAUCGGACACAAUGGCUUGUGUAUAGCUGGAAUAGCUGAAAGAAUUUCGUUUUUGUUUGUGGUAUCUAGGGUUUCUUCUGUUAGCCCUAGCAGCGGGUGAAGCUUAGGUCUAUCUGUGGUUUAUGGUGUUCAAUCAGUUUCUUCAACCAGAGCAACAUAAAAUGGAAUAACUUUUUGUACGUACUUAUAGUAUUGUAAGGACGAAUUGAUAGUCUUGUAAGGUUUCAUGGUGCUUUUUCACUAAAUUUUCGUUGGGUGCUGCUUUGGUAGUCAAACUAGAUGGUCAACAGGUCUCGUGGCUAAUUUCACAGUGCCUUUCAAAUCCAA